This is a messenger RNA of Geodia barretti, 750 nucleotides long. The record is from the annotation of a GenBank genome assembly. Lineage: Eukaryota; Metazoa; Porifera; Demospongiae; Tetractinellida; Geodiidae.
AAUUUUAGUCUCCUGUCGUUCCGGGAAGAAGCGGAAGAGGAAGAGGAGGAGGCACCAAUCCAGCAAGGGAAGAGGAGGAGGAGGGAGGGGAGGGAGGGGAAGGGGAAGAGGCUGACAAGGAGUGGGAGGAGUCACGAGGGCGAGGGAGAAGAGACUGGAGCUCAUGGAGGAGCUCUGGAAGACGAAGACACUCGCAAAGAGGAAAGACACAGCGUCUCAUACCUGCUACAGUUAUCAUUCCCCGGCCUCAUCCCACCGGUCUCUCAUGACUGCAACGGAACAACUACAGAAGGAAUCCGAAGCUCUGAAAACGAACUUCGCCAGAACGCAAAGAGAAAGAGACUCGAACAGAAAGUGAAACUUGAGCAAGAGGAAGACAAGUGGAAAGCUCUAAGGAUCCCGGCUCCAGUGAGGGAACUGAGACAAGAAGCAUAUCGGAGAGAAACGUGUCUUACGAUGGAGCUACUUGAAGGUUUCAAGAUGAAGCUGUUCACUUAUGCCACGAACCCUUUCCAGCGAGGGAGUGAGGAGAGCGAGGGAGAUGAGGAGGACAGGGAGGAGGGAGGGAGGAGCAGGGAAAGAGAAGGCAAAGAAGAGGGAGUACAUUGCCUGUUGAAACACAGGCUGGAAUUUGCUGACGAGAAGACAGUGAUGGUUGCCAAGGACGCCAACAUUCAGAACGAGGAUACGUUUGACAUCUACGACCCUCGCACCCAUAAACAAGAGGCGGAGGGACGAGGGUGUGGCUGA